Molecule: messenger RNA, 567 nt
Organism: Trichoderma harzianum CBS 226.95
Lineage: Eukaryota; Fungi; Ascomycota; Sordariomycetes; Hypocreales; Hypocreaceae
Exons: 3
Coding region: 1-567 (188 amino acids)
Cellular component (GO): cytoplasm
Molecular function (GO): glutamine synthetase activity
Source: RefSeq, a predicted model, not a curated record
AUGCGCGAUAUCGUUGAUUCGCAUUACAAAGCAUGUUUAUAUGCGGGUGUGAAGAUUUCCGGCACCAAUGCCGAAGCCUUGCUAGGACAGUGGGAGUUUCAGGUUGGGCCGUGCGAAGGGAUCGAAAUGGGUGAUCAUCUAUGGAUAGCCCGAUUCCUUCUCACCAAGAUAGCGGAAGAUCAUGGGGUCAAAGUAUCAUGGCACCCUAAGCCAGUUGAAGGUGACUGGAACGGUCAAGGCCUGCACACCAAUUUUUCGACCAAGGAAAUGAGGGCUUCAGGAGGGAUGAAGCUUAUUGAACAAGCAAUGGAGAGGCUGGGCUCUUACCACUCGCAGUGUAUCGAAGAAUAUGGCGAUGAUAACGACAAGCGCCUUACUGGUCAUCACGAGACAGGCCAUAUCGAUAUGUUUAGCUGGGGGGUCGCUGAUCGCAGUAGGUCUAUUCGGAUCCCCAGAGAAACAGCAACCAGAGGUUGUGGCUACUUUGAGGACAGACGACCGGCGUCAAAUGCAGAUCCGUAUCGCGUAACCAAAAUCUUGAUCACUGCUGCUCUUGGCAGGACAUAG